This is a messenger RNA of Orbicella faveolata, 578 nucleotides long. RefSeq names its product placenta-specific gene 8 protein-like. NCBI's taxonomy places the organism in Eukaryota, Metazoa, Cnidaria, Anthozoa, Scleractinia, Merulinidae. The record is from RefSeq and is a predicted model, not a curated record.
CGUGACCCAAUCGACAGAUCUCAUGACUUGAAGAUCUGAUUUCCAUUCCUUGUACUUGACAGAUCUAAAAGCGAUUUCUGUGUCUUCGCCACCGAUCAGAGGCUAAGUAUCCUUGAAACAUGUCUGAAAAGCCUGCUACUGAAUAUACCGCAAUGCAAGAGGAAGCUGAAGCGGGAGGUCCCCCACCCUAUGGCAUGCAGCCAGGGUACCCCAUGGCUCAGCCAGGAUAUCCUCAGCCAGUGAUGGCCCAGCCAAUGGUCCAGCAGCAAACUAACACAACUGUUGUCGUGACACAACCGUCGCAAGUUGUGCUACAACAAGGAAUGCGUGACUGGAGCUCUGGUCUGUGCGGAUGCUUUGAAGACUUUUAUUCAUGUUGCAUGGGAACCUUCUGUGGGCCGUUUUUGCUGUGUGACAUCUCUUCAAGAAUGGGCGAGGGUUGCUGCUUUGCCACAUGUUGUCCUGGAGCUCUGGUUGCACUGAGGAUCAAACUCAGGGUGCAGGAAAACAUUCAGGGCUCCCUGUGCAAUGAUUUCUGCGUGGUGCAAUGGUGCGGUGCCUGUUCACAGUUGCUUUGA